Messenger RNA from Cervus elaphus (red deer), 1650 nucleotides. RefSeq names its product antigen-presenting glycoprotein CD1d-like. Gene Ontology annotation, molecular function: lipopeptide binding; exogenous lipid antigen binding; endogenous lipid antigen binding. Bases 127 to 1386 code for a protein of 419 amino acids. Lineage: Eukaryota; Metazoa; Chordata; Mammalia; Artiodactyla; Cervidae. Gene Ontology annotation, cellular component: external side of plasma membrane. Gene Ontology annotation, biological process: immune response; positive regulation of T cell mediated cytotoxicity; antigen processing and presentation, endogenous lipid antigen via MHC class Ib. The transcript is spliced from 5 exons. The record is from RefSeq and is a predicted model, not a curated record.
GGGCGUUGGGGAAGGACGGGGAGGGGCUGGGGACGGAGAUUCGAGGUCCCAGAGCAGAGCUAGACGCGGGGUGCUUGCUGUCUCUGUUCUUCUGGGGGCUUCCCCAGAUUUGGGGGAGUUUUGAGGAUGAGUGGAACCGGGGCUCCCGGGCAGAGGGCGGCGAGAGGGAGGCGAGCGGGGAAAGCGGCCGACGCUCGCGGCGGGCGGGCGCAGACUGAUACACCUCGGGAAGCCGGGAGCUUGACCCACCAGCCCGAGAACCUGCUACCCCCUGCGUCCAGCUGCUUGGCCCCUGGAGACCGAGCUCGAUUCAGAGCCAGCAGACAUCACCCUUUCUUCCCAAACCUAGCUGUUUGUUUGUUUCUGUUGCUCUUCCUUCUCCCUUCUGUGCUCUCCCUCCCGUGCCCCCGGUUCCUCCGAUCUGUAUUGUCUCCAGAGCCGCAAACGUCUUACUCCUUCCGCUGCCUCCAGAUCUCCUCCUUUGCCAACCGCAGCUGGACGCGCACUGACGGCCUCGGGUGGCUGGGGGAGCUGCAGCUCUAUACUUGGCGCAAUGAGUCGGACACCGUCGGCUUCCUGAAGCCUUGGUCUCAGAGCACAUUCAGCGACCAACAGUGGGAGCAGCUGCAGCAUACGUUUCAGGUUUAUCGCAGCAGCUUCACCAGGGACGUCUGGGAAUUCGUCAAAAUUCUGCCCAGCGACUAUCCUCUUGAGAUCCAGAUAUCUGGAGGAUGUGAAUUACUCCCGAGGAACACCUCCGAAAGCUUCUUACGUGCAGCAUUUCAAGGAAAGGAUGUCCUGAGUUUCCAAGGAAUGUCUUGGGUGCCAGCCCCAGAUUCCCCCUCUUGGAGCCAGAUGAUCUGCAAUGUGCUCAAUCGGGACCAAGGGACCAAGGAAACAGCGCACUGGCUUCUCCAUGACGUGUGCCCAGAAUUGGUCAGAGGCCUCUUGCAGAUGGGGAAGUCCGAGCUGGAGAAGCAAGUGAAGCCGGAGGCCUGGUUGUCCAGUGGCCCCCCUCCCCGGCCUGGCCACCUGCGGCUGGUCUGCCACGUCUCAGGAUUCUACCCAAAACCCGUGCGGGUGACGUGGGUGAGGGGCGAGCAGGAGGAGCCUGGCACUCAGCAAGGAGACGUCAUGCCCAACGCCGACUCGACUUGGUACCUGCGAGUAACCCUGGAUGUGGAGGCUGCGGAGGCGCCUGGCCUGAGCUGCCGAGUGAAGCACAGCAGCCUGGGAGACCAGGACAUCAUCCUGUACUGGGAUGGGAACCGUGUCUCCAGGGGCUUGAUUGUCGUCCUGGUAAUACUGGUGGUGUUCGUCCUUCUGUUUAUUGGAGGCUUGGUCUUCUGGUUUAGGAAGCACCACCGCUAUCAAGAUAUCUCGUGACUCUCCUCCCCACACCUGUCUGUCUGGACUUCAGGAUCUCAGAGCUUUAGCCCUCAGAAUUUGAAGGUGAAAGAGAGCUACCUCGAAGAAGCCAAGAACAGGCAGCUCUUGUCACACACUUUGAACAUUUUAUCUAAGAGGAUUUAAGUUUGUUUGUUUUUCUUUUAGUAUACUACAAGUGUAUAUGUCCAAGUAGUUCUGUAAAAAACAGACGUGCACACUCAGAUACCUCUCAGGGACAAGCAGCUAAAGGCUGCAGUGUAA